Molecule: messenger RNA, 513 nt
Organism: Seminavis robusta
Lineage: Eukaryota; Bacillariophyta; Bacillariophyceae; Naviculales; Naviculaceae
Source: the annotation of a GenBank genome assembly
AUGGGAGCCUCGUCAUCCAAGCUCGAAGGUGUCACCAAUGAUUUCGAGAUGGUGGUCCGUGUUGCCAAAGAACUCGACAGAGUCUUGGCGAGGGACUUUGGACUGUCGGAACAUCGACAGCUGGGCGAUAAGAUCCAAGCUUUGAAAGAGCAGGGGGGUGUUUCUGCACGCACCAUCAUGAACAUGAGGACCCUCGUCCACUGGAGGAAUACGCUAAUCCACGAUUAUGAUUGCAGUGGCCUACAAGACUUGAAUACCAGUCGAUAUAAAUUCCAAUGCCUCUACGCUGAGACACAACGAGAGCUGGCCAGUGUCGUUGCUGCUAAGCAACGGGAGCUUGUAAUCUACCGUACCGAUACAACCACAGCUGAAGCACCGAGCGGUUGGGCACUGCUUGGAGCCGCCGUUGCCGUGGGUGUCGUCUCAUAUGCCCUCGCUGCUGCAGACGAAGGAGAAGAGGAAAAGAGAAAGGAACGCCGCCGUCGACAGAAACGCUCGUCGUAUCAUUACUAG